Pteropus alecto (black flying fox) is the source of this 1045-nucleotide messenger RNA. RefSeq names its product S100 calcium binding protein A14 (gene S100A14). Lineage: Eukaryota; Metazoa; Chordata; Mammalia; Chiroptera; Pteropodidae. Gene Ontology annotation, biological process: response to lipopolysaccharide; positive regulation of monocyte chemotaxis; toll-like receptor 4 signaling pathway. The transcript is spliced from 3 exons. The record is from RefSeq and is a predicted model, not a curated record. Gene Ontology annotation, molecular function: chemokine receptor binding. The coding region runs from base 1 to 486 and encodes 161 amino acids. Gene Ontology annotation, cellular component: perinuclear region of cytoplasm.
AUGGGACAGUGUCGGUCAGCCAACGCCGAGAGGCCGUCUGCGGCGAGUGGUGCUGGGUUCUGGGCUCUGGAGUGGGCGGGAGCCCGUGUGCCUUCCAACCGUCUUUUGCCCUGUUGGCCUGGCCCGGCUCCUGGGGAUGCAGGGUGUUGUGGGGUGGGGCGGAGCCUCCCUGACCUGGGGGAUGUCUCCUGCCCUCAGGAUGCUCAGGAAUUCAGUGACGUGGAGAGGGCCAUUGAGACCCUCAUCAAGAACUUUCACCAGUACUCGGUGGAGGGCGGGAAGGAGACCCUGACCCCCUCCGAGCUACGGGACCUGGUCGCCCAGCAGCUGCCCCACCUCAUGCCGAGCGACUGUGGGCUGGAAGAGAGGAUCGCCGGCCUGGGCAGCUGCGAGGACUCGAAACUGGAGUUCGGGAGUUUCUGGGAGCUGAUCGGAGAAGCGGCCAAGAGCGUGAAGCUGGAGAGCCCCGCCGUCAGGGGCAGCUGAGCACCUGCCCCUGGAAUUCUGGGGGGCGGGGGGUGAUGUCGGGAAGAGGGGACCUUAGAGACUGCAGGCCUGGAAAUUAAACCUCUGUCCACCACCACUCUACCCGCGCCUGCGCCUGCCCCGCCUCUGCGAGCUGUAGGAUCAUAAGGGCCUUUCCCGGGGUCUCUGCCCUCCAUGGGCCUGGAAGUCCCCACCAGAGGGACGCUCGGCGGGGGGGUUCGGGGCACGGAUGGAUGUGGAGGGGUGCUCAGGGGUCGGGACGUGUGGGAGUGGGGGCGGACGGGGCGGAGCUGGGCUAUGGGGAACGAUCGGAAAGGGCCUGGGGACAGGGCUGCACAUUUGGCAUUAAAUUUGGUCUCUAAGAACCUACCUCCUAAUCCCUUCCCCAGCCCUGUCUGUCUGUCUGUCCGGUGCUACCUCUUCCGCCUCCAGCUCCACCCCAGCCUCGCCCAGGGCUGUCCCUGGGCUGGGGCAGAGGAAGUGACACAGCAGGGUGGGGGGACCGGCUAAGGAGGGUGUGACUUUGGGGAUGAGGGGGCCAGCAGGGUGCUUGGGCAUU